AUGCCUCCGCUCCAGUUCAUAGAUUCCACCAACAAUCCUGAGGAAUACCAUCGUCUUCGGAACGUUUGGAACGGAGGCAUUAAUUUACAUCCAAAAUACAUUGUGCAGUGUGAGAAUGAAAAUGAUAUUGUAGAUGCUUUGGAAUUUGCAAAGACUCAUCAAUUGGAAAUAUCGGUCAGAGGAGGUGGACAUUCAGUGAGCGGAUUUUCAGCCAGUGAUGGUGGCCUUUUGAUUGAUUUGUCCCUGAUGAAGUGUGUCACUGUAAAUUCCGAACUCAAAACUGUCACUGUUGGUGGAGGAACUUUAUGGGGCCAUGUUGACGAAGCAUGCGAUCCUUAUCACAUGUUUGUACCUGGAGGCAUGGUAAGCCAUACGGGAGUGGGUGGAUUGUGUCUUGGCGGUGGUAUUGGAUGGCUAUCCCGAGCUUAUGGUUUAACAUGUGAUUCAUUGAUAGGAGCUCGUAUUGUGUUAUUAGACGGAUCGUUUUGCAAUGUCACUGAAGAGGAAAAUUCUGAUCUAUUAUUUGGGCUACGAGGAGGUGGAGGAAAUUUUGGAAUUGUAUCAUCAUUUACUUUUAAAUUAUAUAAGGUUUCCAAAUUGGACCAUGGAGUUUUUGUGUAUCCAAUCGAAGAUGCUCAUGAAAUUGUGAAAACCUAUUUUUCAAUGACAAAUCCUAUCAACAAUCCUCAUCCACUCCCUGAUAAUAUUACCUUGUAUUUAUUCUUGUUACCAACACAAGUUUUAGUGAUGACGCUCUAUCACGAAGGUGACAUUACGGAAAAUAUUGACACUGAAGAAAGGUGUGAAUUUUACAAGAACAAAGUAAUUGAAAAAUUAUUUACUUUUAAUCCAAUUUAUACUUCAUUCACUGACAAUUAUACAUGUCUUCAAAGCAUGUUUGACAUUGGAAAUAAGCAUGGAAAGCAUUAUUAUUGGAAAUCAUUAUUUUUUAACACAUCAAUCUCAGAGGAGACACAACAAGCUUUAUUAACUGCGAUCAAGAAAGGACCAAAUGCAUCUACCAUCGAAGUCAUGCAUUUGGGAGGAGCCAUUUCAAAAGUCCACCCAACUGAUACUGCAUAUUAUCAACGGGAUGCUUUAUAUGAAAUUCAUUCCAUUUGUUCAUGGGAAGACAGCAGUCUCGAUAUUUCCUUGUUCAGAAAUUGGGCUCAACAAGAAUUCUUUGACAGAAUUUCCAAACACUCUUGUAACAUUAAUGGCUAUAUUAACACAGCUCAUCAAACGAAAAAUACUGAAGGAUUUUAUGGAGAAAAUUAUGCAAGACUUGUUCAACUUAAAAACAAGUACGAUCCCCAAAAUGAACUUCAUCGAAAUCACAACAUUCGACCGACUUUUCAGACCAAUGAGAAUAAUUUGCUUCUUUAA
This is a messenger RNA of Naegleria lovaniensis, 1386 nucleotides long. RefSeq lists its product as uncharacterized. Bases 1 to 1386 code for a protein of 461 amino acids. NCBI's taxonomy places the organism in Eukaryota, Heterolobosea, Eutetramitea, Acrasida, Naegleriidae. The transcript is spliced from 2 exons. Gene Ontology annotation, molecular function: FAD binding; oxidoreductase activity. The record is from RefSeq and is a predicted model, not a curated record.